Molecule: messenger RNA, 672 nt
Organism: Adineta steineri
Lineage: Eukaryota; Metazoa; Rotifera; Eurotatoria; Adinetida; Adinetidae
Source: the annotation of a GenBank genome assembly
AUGGAUCGUCUUGCGCUUUUACAAUUCGCUAUACUUUUACUUGCUGUACCUUUGCAAUAUUUUAUUUUAACUAAAUGGUCUUUAAAAGAUAUUGAACAGACACAAGCGAUUAAUAAAAUCUCAAAUCAAAUUAAUCAAUUCUUACAUUAUUUAACACCAAAUACAUGGUUUAAUUGGUUUAUUAGUUUUGUUAUUGAAGUUCCACUUGGAUUUAAUCCACUUUUACAUAAACGUACAUGGCGACGCGGAGUUGAAUCACCUGCAACAGAAGUUUAUUAUAUGAGAGAAAAAUAUGGAUAUUUUGCCACUUCACCAAAUAUUCGAUCACCUAAAUCAGAAUUUGUUAAAUAUCGAGUUGGUCAAGUUAUUCGACAUAAACUCUAUGGUUAUCGUGCAGUAAUUGUUGGUUGGGAUGAAAUAGCUUCGGCACCAGAUGAAUGGCUUGAUGAACAUCAUCAAGGACAUCCAGAAUAUAGAACACAACCAAAUUAUUCUGUAUUACUUGAUACAAGAGAUCGACGGGCUCAUAAAACUUAUAUACCACAAGAACAUAUUGAAGUUAUUCAACAAACAAAAAUAGUCAAUGCUCAAAUUAGUGAUUAUUUCAAUCUCUUUGACGGUGCCCAAUAUAUAAUGCAACCAUGGUUACAAGAACAAUAUCCACAUGAUUAA